Coregonus sp. 'balchen' is the source of this 7796-nucleotide messenger RNA. Lineage: Eukaryota; Metazoa; Chordata; Actinopteri; Salmoniformes; Salmonidae. The record is from the annotation of a GenBank genome assembly.
AUGGCGGGCAGCCCCGAGAAGAGUGUCUCGGCGCAGGAGUGGAAGGAGCAGGGCAACCGCCUCUUCCUCAGCCGCAAGUACCAGGAGUCGGCCGCCUGCUACAGCAAAGCCAUCGUAAGGACAAGGGGUCGGGAGAUAGAUAAAGAAAGAGAGAGUGUGGGUGGGUGGAACGGAGGUGUGGGUGGAACGGAGGUGUGUGUGUGUGUGGGUGGAACGGAGGUAGUGUGUGUGGGUGGAACUGAGGUAGUGUGUGGUUGGAACUGAGGUAGUGUGUGGUUGGAACUGAGGUAGUGUGUGGUUGGAACUGAGGUGUGUGUGGGUGGAACUGAGGUAGUGCACCAAAUUGUAACUUUGCAUGAUGAGUAACCUCACCCCGAGACCUAGGAAGUCAGCUGUUGCUUGUAGUGAAGAGUGUGUGUGUGUGUGUAAGCGUGUAAGCGUGGCAUAUUUAGGAAUGGGAUAUGGGUGUGAGAAAGGGGGAUAUAAAUAGUGAAUAAUGUGUUUGUCCCCAGAAGCGGAACCCCUCGGUGUCUGUGUACUACACCAACCGGGCACUAUGCCACGUGAAGCUGCAGCAACACGAUAAGGCCCUGGCCGACUGCAAGCAGGCGCUGGAGCUGGACCCCCAGUCAGUCAAGGCCCUCUUCUUCCUGGGCCAGUGUCACCUGGAGAUGGAGAACUACGACGAAGCCAUCGGCAACCUGCAGAGAGGUGGGCUGGGGGCCUAGGUGGCAAUCAAGGGUCCAGACACAGAGGGUGCAUCUCAAUAGUCGAAAUAGGCCUCCUGUCCCAUAGAUCUCCUGUCCCAUAGGCCUCCUAUCUCCUGUCCCAUAGUCUUACUGUCCCAUAGACCUCCUGUCUCUUGUCUUCUCUCCUUCAUCUGUACUCAUUUUAAAGAACUGGACAAGUGUCAAAAGGAGAUGAGACUACUUUAGACUAUUGAGAUGAGGAGAGGAAGCUACUUUAGACUAUUGAGAUGAGGAGAGGAAGCUACUAGACUACUGAGAUGGAGAGAAAGCUACUAGACUACUGAGAUGAGGAGAGGAAGCUACUAGACUACUGAGAUGAGGGGAGGAAGCUACUAGACUACUGAGAUGGAGAGAAAGCUACUAGACUACUGAGAUGAGGAGAGGAAGCUACUAGACUACUGAGAUGAGGAGAGGAAGCUACUAGACUACUGAGAUGAGGGGAGGAAGCUACUAGACUACUGAGAUGGAGAGAAAGCUACUAGACUACUGAGAUGAGGAGAGGAAGCUACUAGACUACUGAGAUGAGGAGAGGAAGCUACUAGACUAUUGAGAUAGAGAAGAGAGGAAGCUACUAGACUAUUGAGAUAGAGAAGAGAGGAAGCUACUAGACUAUUGAGAUAGAGAAGAGAGGAAGCUACUAGACUAUUGAGAUAGAGAAGAGAGGAAGCUACUAGACUAUUGAGAUAGAGAAGAGAGGAAGCUACUAGACUAUUGAGAUAGAGAAGAGAGGAAGCUACUAGACUAUUGAGAUAGAGAAGAGAGGAAGCUACUAGACUAUUGAGAUAGAGAAGAGAGGAAGCUACUAGACUAUUGAGAUAGAGAAGAGAGGAAGCUACUAGACUAUUGAGAUAGAGAAGAGAGGAAGCUACUAGACUAUUGAGAUGAUGAGGAGAGGAAGCUACUAGACUACUGAGAUGAGGAGGAGAGGAAGCUACUAGACUACUGAGAUGAGGAGAGGAAGAUUGGUUUCUCAAAUAACUGCCUCGCCUGGUUCACCAACUAUUUCUCAGAUAGAGUUCAAUGUGUCAAAUCGGAGGGCCUGUUUUCUGGACCUAUGGCAGUCUAUGGGGGUGCCACAGGGUUCAAUUCUUGGGCCGACUCUUUUCUCUGUGUAAAUCAAUGAUGUUUCUCAGAUCCACCUCUACGCAGACGACACCAUUUUGUAUACAUCUGGCCCUUCAUUGGACACUGUGUUAACAAACCUCCAAACGAGCUUCCAUGCCAUACAACACUCCUUCCGUAGCCUCCAACUGCUCUUAAACACAAGUACAACUAAAUGCAUGCUCUUCAAUCGAACACUGCUGGCACCCGCCCACCCGACUAGAAUCACUACUCUCGACAGGUCUGACCUAGAGUAUGUGGACAACUACAAAUACCUAGGUGUCUGGUUAGACUGUAAACUCUCCUUCCAGAAUCACAUGAAGCAUGUCCAAUCCAAAGUUAAAUCUAGAAUCGGCUUCCUAUUUCGCAACAAAGCCUCCUUCACCCAUGCUGCCAAACAUGCCCUCGUAAAACGGACUAUCCUACCGAUCCUUGACUUCGGCGAUGUCAUUUACAAAAUAGCCUCCAACACUCUACUCAGCAAAUUGGAUGUAGUCUAUCACAGUGCCAUCCGUUUUGUCACCAAAGCCCCAUAUACUACCCACCACUGUGACCUGUACGCUCUUGUUGGCUGGUCCUCACUACAUAUUCGUUGCCAAACCCACUGGCUCCAGGCCAUCUAUAAAUCACUGCUAGGCAAAUCCCCGCCUUAUCUUAGCUCAUUGGUCACCAUAGCAACACCCACCCGUAGUAUGCGCUCCAGCAGGUAUAUCUCACUGGUCAUCCCCAAAGCCAACACCUCCUUUGGCCGCCAUUCCUUCCAGUUCUCUGCUGCCAAUGACUGGAACGAACUGCAAAAAUCUCUGAAGCUGGAGACUCUUAUCUCCCUCACUAACUUUAAGCAUCAGUUGUCAGAGCACCUUACCGAUCACUGCACCUGUACACAGCCCAUCUGAAAUUAGCCCACCCAACUACCUCAUCCCCAUAUUGUUAUUUAUUUUGCUCAUUUGCACCCCAGUAUCUCUAUUUACACAUAAUCUCUUGCACAUCUAUCAUUCCAGUGUUAAUACUAAUUUUAAUUAUUUUGCACUAUGGCCUAUUUAUUGCCUUACCUCCAUAACUUGCUACAUUUGCACACACUGUAUAUAUUUUUCUGUUGUAUUUUUGACUUUAUGUUUUUUUACCCCAUAUGUAACUCUGUGUUGUUGUUUUUAUCGCACUGCUUUGCUUUAUCUUGGCCAGGUCGCAGUUGUAAAUGAGAACUUGUUCUCAACUGGCUUACCUGGUUAAAUAAAGGUGAAAUAAAAUAUACUAGACUACUGAGAUGAUGAGGAGAGGAAACUACAUUAGACUAUUGAGAUGAGGAGAGGAAACUACAUUAGACUAUUGAGAUGAGGAGAGGAAACUACAUUAGACUAUUGAGAUGGAGAGGAAACUACAUUAGACUAUUGAGAUGGAGAGGAGAGGAAACUACAUUAGACUAUUGAGAUGAGGAGAGGAAACUACAUUAGACUAUUGAGAUGGAGAGGAGAUGAGGAGCGGAAACUACAUUAGACUAUUGAGAUGAGGAGAGGAAACUACAUUAGACUAUUGAGAUGAGGAGAUGAAACUACAUUAGACUAUUGAGAUGGAGAGGAGAUGAAACUACAUUAGACUAUUGAGAUGGAGAGGAGAGGAAACUACAUUAGACUAUUGAGAUGAGGAGAGGAAACUACAUUAGACUAUUGAGAUGCACCCAUCCCAGACACUCCCAUUCAGGAGUCUAGAUACACACAUCAAAAUAUAUUUCUAAGUUACUUGACAGGACAUUGGAUAAAGUCAGCUCUACCAGCUAAUACAUCAUUAUAUCAUUAAUAAUAAUAGUUUGGUCCUCAGCAUAUAACCUGGCAAAAGAGCAACGGUUGAACUUUGGCGACGACAUUCCCAGUGCCCUCCGGAUAGCCAAGAAGAAGCGCUGGAACAGCAUCGAGGAGAAGCGCAUUAACCAGGAGAACGAGCUGCACGCCUAUCUCACCAAACUCAUCCUGGCAGAGAAGGAGAGGUGAGGGAUUUUUUCUGUGCUCACCUAUAGUUUGUUUCCUGCCUUGUGUUCUAUAUGUGUUGUGUGUGUAUAUAAUGUGUGAGCUGUGCUAAGAUUUUCCUCUUGUAGGACAAUAAAGGUUCAUCUGAAUCUGCUCCGGCCACAUGGUGGGAACACUGUAGGGCUUGGGAGAGGUAUUUACAGAACAGGAAUUGAAAUUCAGUUUGUGAAUCAGAGAAUAGCCAUUUUGAUUUAGUUUUUCCACAACACUCAAGUUGAAAUGGAACAACCAUAAACGUGUUGUGCAAUCAAUUCCCAUUAGUCAGUGGGAAACCAUUGCAUUCUCCCAGGCUUGUUGGUAGAAAGUCUCUUACUGUUCGGGGCAUUAAUAUAAUAAUAAUAUAUGCCAUUUGGCAGACGCUUUUAACCAAAGCAGUCAUGCGAGCAUAUACUUUUUAUGCCCGGUGGUCCCGGGAAUCAAACCCACUAUCCUGAUGUUGCAAGCACCAUGCUCUAGAGGACUGCUAAUUAACUUGGUGCUUGGCAUCACCCUGGGGGGAGUUUUUUUUUUUUUGGUGUGUAAAACCAGUUAGUCCAUCCAUUUAUAGGCCUACAAUCAUGCUAUCCAUUUAUAUUGUAAUAAGCCUUGGUUGGUGGAAGUUACUGAAGUAAUCCAUACAAUCCAUUUAUAUUGCAAUAAGCUAAGCCUUGGUUGGUUGAAGUUAGCAGAGUGAUUUGGAUGACUUUGGUCCUGUCCUCAGGGAACUGGAUAACAGCAGAGAGGAACAAGACGGCAAGUCGGAGGAAUGCAGAAGCCGACACGACCUCACUAAAUUCCAGUCCAAACAUGUGAGUCCCAAACCAAGUGUACCAAGAGUAGUGGACGUUGCACAUCCAGCUAAUGUCCACAGACACAGGGUAUAAACAAAUAACAAUGGGAAAAUAAGGACUAGAAAUGGUUCAACAACAAAAGGGUUUUCAUAAGCUAUACAUAUUUAUAUAGUCAGAAACAAAGUCUUAAUCCAAAGACAUCUUAACACAACCUUACUAAUCAAGAUAAAGUUUUUUUUCAUAAGAAUAUGCAACAGAACAGAGGUGUUAUGCACCCAAAAACUCUGAGGGGGCACGAAGUACGUGAGGAUGGCUGGGGGUGGUCUGAAGGGGGGUUAGGAGAAUUUAGCAUUUAUGCUUAAUUCUAUGUCCAAAAAAAAGUUACUUUUACUGCAAAGCAAAGCAUACCUCGAGCUGUCUAUCCACCAGUAUUUUUAGUUAUUUUUUUAAUGCAAAAAUCGGGGUAAAAGAUUGAAAGGAAUGUGAGUCUUAUUCAGUACAUUUAGUUAUUGCUUGCUUUUCUAGUCUACCAACCUUGUCAGCAGGCAUACCAGCUAAGAUAGUUGGACAAGCUAGGCACUCUAACUUGAUUGAUCGCCUGAAAUGGCUUCUUGGUAGCUAGUUAUGAGGUUGGGAGAUUGGGAACCUAUCUGGGCUAGCUAAAGCCAACUUCAUAAAAUUGCUAGGUGGCUAGUAGAAUUUCAGAGGAGAAAAAAAAGAAAGAAAAAUUUUUUUUUUUACAGGACAAAUCUGAGGGGGCACCGUGCCCCUGUGCACCCUAUGGGCAUGACGCCUCUGCAACAGAACAUGUUUUAAACCCGUUUAAAACGUGUUUGGUCUUACUCUAGCUUAUUGCAUGUAUGUGUGUCUUUCGGAGGGUUUGGGAUAAAGCGGAAGUCACAUUUUGGUUGGACCCUGUGUACAAUUGACAAAUAAAGUGAUCUUAAAUUAGGGGUCACAUUUCUCUACAGGACAAGCAACUGUCAGACAUGGAGGAGCUCUUCUCUCAGCUGGAUGAGAAGAGGAAGGUGAGUGCUCUCUACUGCCUCCUGGUGGAUACAUGAUCAGGGGGAGAAUCUCUGCAUUUCCUUGAUUCCUCCUGUCCCCUUUCCUCGCCUCCUUCCGAAAACCCAUUGGAUGAGGUCAGAGGCCCCCCCCUCCCUCAUCCAAUGGUUUUUGAGAAGGAGAAGAGGGAGGAAUAGAGGAAAUACAAUUUACAUACUCCCAUGCUCUUUACAUCUGUUUACCCCUGUCCCUUAGCCUAGCCCCUACACCCUUGGCACUCCUGCACUCAGAGUGAUAGGGAGAUAUAAAUACCAGGGUUGUUACUAGUUUCAUCUUGCCUUCUGAUUGGCUGGGUGAAAAUGAUUCCAAAUUGCUUCCACCUGUCCAAUCCUCUCAGAUCUAGCGGAGCGGCUUGUCUGCUGUGGAGUAGGGGCUAGGGGUUUGGAAUUCAGCACUAGCCCCUACAUCAUCAAUGGUUUCUGUUUGGCUAUCACUCUGGCCAUACUAGAAACAACUCUAUUCCUAAACCCUUUAAAAAAUCUUAACCCAAGCCCUUUGUUAAUAACCAAAUACCGGGUCAGAAUGUACAAGACCCUACAGUAGACAUCCUUUCUAGCAUGGCCAUUUAGUGAUAACCUCUGUUUGUUUAACAGAAGAGGGAGAUCCCAGACUACCUGUGUGGAAAGAUCAGCUUUGAGUUGAUGAGGGAGCCCUGCAUUACACCCAGUGGGAUCACUUACGACCGCAAAGACAUCGAGGAGCACCUACAGGUAAGGAUUAGUCUCAUAAAACCCAACACUAGGCAACAGCAGUGACUAGGGUCAGGUUAGAAUGAUGGACUCUUAUGGCAUCCUCGAUAAGGUGGAAAACUCUCCUUACAAAUCACGAGGCAGACAUGCCAGAACGUCAUGAUUUGAAACCAAAGUUUGAAGGCAAAACCUUUGCAGUGGUUUUAGUGAAGGUAGUUGAUGCAAACUAGCCACUUGCGAAAUGCACUCAUUAAAAAUAACAUCCGUGAUCGCCAUCUUGCUAGCUACAAUUUAGCAUUUUAUUCAAGCGGAUAAGGUAUUGAUGUAGGCAGUGAAGUGGUUCCUCUAUGCCAAACUGACGUUCUGUUACGUACAGACAUGUUAAACUGGAACGACUGUGGUAGGCAACCUGGAUGUCUAGAGAGACUAGGUAAUGAUAGGCAGGAGUACUCCAAAUUGAAUCUCCCAGAAUACUCCUUUAAACCCACAAUGAAUCACUGACCAUGUAAAAGAAUAGUUACACAUAAUUUCUGUGGCAAUAUGAUUAAGUAUUAAGCAGGGGUGAAGGUAAGGCGGUAAGGUCUGGUACAGGGUCCCGGCAAAAUAAAUAAUGGGGGUACGCCGUACCGGUAAACAUGACCCUAUCACAAUAAUUAAAACAAUGUCAAGAAAACUGUAGGCCAUUACACCACAUUACCAGAUGUCAGAGGCAUGAAAAAUGAGUGAAUGGAUUUGAAAACGGCUCCAAAAUGCCAUGUGAUUUGACGAGAACACUGACAUUUUGCCAAAGUAGAGAUGAGUGGCUGACACCGAGACAUGCACGGACAGCAGUGUACGCAUUAAUUCUGGCCUAAUGACAAUCACCAAAUGUCAUUAGACUUGUGUGUGUUGUGUAACAGGUGUCUCUUUCCAUUCACCACUGUUUGGAGGCUGGAAUUGAAAUAUAUUGAGUGGAUGAACGUGCGCUGGUAGCCUACUCGUAAAGGAACCCUUUGAAGGGAUUGUUUGACAAUCAGAUGAAAACAUCAUAACUGGUUGUGUUUAUGCCACAAUAAAAGGUAAUACAUGUUAAGUUUAAAUGACAAAUCUUUACGCCUAGGCCCACAGAGAUGCUAUUGAAUUAAUAGGGAUUUGAUGUGUAAUUCUAUGAUUAGGCCCAUAUAUUUUUAUUGGUAAGGAGGUCCUGUACCGGGAAGAAAUGAAAUCUACUUUCACCCCUGGUAUUAAGGUAUUGUCACCCAUAGGAUCCUGACUGCGUUUGUUCUUUGCUUGCAGCGAGUGGGCCACUUUGACCCAGUGACACGCAGCCCUCUGACUCAAGACCAGCUGAUCCCUAACCUGGCAAUGAAAGAGGUCAUCGAUGCUUUCAUCAUGGAGAAUGGAUGGGUGGAGGACUACUGA